ACUAAACCAUCACUCCGUCCAAUCAGCAACGAGCGUCUUUUCUACAAGUGAUGACUCCUUCCUGUUCGACAGUAACUUCCGGUGUACUUCCAGGUUUCAGAAUGUUUUCCCCCUGAAAUGCAGAACGCUGAUGCUGCCCAGUCGUGUGGAUUCUCCAGUGACAUCAAGAGGCGGCUCAUCAGUGCUGUCCCGCAAACGGAACAAAUGCGGUUGGAGAUGGUGACCAAGACACCAGAUGUCCAGCAGCUGCUGACGUGGGAAGAAGUAUCUGCUGAGCAGCAGAAGCUCAUCUCUUGUCUGGGUCAGGACGUACAAGAACCUCAGCUUUUUAAAGAAGAAAAUGGAGAUGAAGUCAAAAUAAAAGAGGAAGAGAAAGAAGCAGAGGUCUGUAAGUUCUCAUUCAUUCAGGUUGAAGUGAAGAGUGAGGAUGAUGACGAUGAUGAAAAGGAGCCUUCAACCAGCAGCUUGAUGCCACUGAUGAAAACUGGGGCUGAGGGAGACAUUGUUGUUGGAUCAGAACCAACCAGCUGUUUAGAUACCUUUCUCAAGAUGGACCACCAGAGGUCACUUUCAUCUGAAUUAGAUACUGAUGACAGUGAAGACUGGAGAGAAACUAAUGACCCUCAACCAGGCUCAAACUCUGUGGAGAAUCCAAGAACUGACAUUAGUGAAAAGAAAGAUGAUGCUGAUCAAAAUACACUGGUCUGCUCUAGAUGUGGGAGAAAAUGUUCUUCCACUUCUGGGCUGACUCGACAUUUGAAGUCCUGCCUUGGACCACUGACGUGUUCAUUUUGUGGAAAAUGUUUUGAAAAGAAACAGUAUCUAAAUGAACACAUCAAAAUUCACACUGGAGAAAAACCUUUUAGCUGCUCCCAGUGUGGUAAAUGCUUUAUGCAGCGAGUUCUUCUGACGCAUCACAUGAAAAUUCACACUGGAGAAAAUCUAUUCUCUUGCUCCCAGUGUGGAAAGUGUUUCACAUGGAGGCAUACUCUGGAGCAACACAUGAGGAUUCACAGUGGAGAAAAACCUUUCCGCUGCUGUGAGUGUAAUAAAUGUUUUACUCAUGCGGAUGGCUUGAAGAAACACCUGAGAGUUCACACAGGAGAAAAACCUUUCCGCUGCUCUGAGUGCGAUAAAUGUUUUUCGCAAGCAGUUGGCCUGAAGAAUCACAUGAGAAUUCACACUGGAGAAAAGCCUUUUGUCUGCUCUUAUUGUGAUAAAUGUUUUGCGAACAGAUGGACCCUGUCAGAACAUGUGAGAGUUCACACUGGAGAAAAACCUUUCAUCUGCUCCAAUUGUGGUAAAUGUUUUGCACAAAAAGAGAGUCUGAAAGAACACAUGAGAAUUCACACCGGUGAAAAACCCUUCACUUGUGUUCAGUGUGGCAAAUGUUUCACACAUAGAUCUUGCUUGAAGAAACAUACAAAAAUUCACACUGGUGAAAAACCCUUCAGCUGCUUUCAGUGUGGUCAAUGUUUUAAGUGGAGCUAUCAACUUAAGUCUCACAUGAGCAGUCGCACUGGAGAGGAUUCUCUGUCAUGCAGUGCAGAAAAUGCUUUAAUGACUUGAGUAUCAAGGUCAAUUGUUGAACUACUUUUUUUUAAUUUGUGAUACACAUUCACAGGGAUAAGAAACAUCGACCUGUCAUUGGAAAUCUGUAAUUAGGAGCGUGAGAAGGUACAUUGGGGAAAACCUCACUCCUGUUGACACUGUGGGAGACACUACUAUGACUACUACUGCUACCAGCACCACCACUACUAGCUAGCACUGCUGCAUUUUAAAAGGCACAUAAGAAGUGGCAUCAGAGGGAAAUGUAAUGAAAAUGUUUAUGUACAUCAAAAAUAAGUGAAUGAACUAGAGAUUAUGUUUCCAUUGCUCUGUCACAUAAGAUCCUGUCCCUGAAUAUACAUUUGUAAAUUAGUUGGAUUUUAUUUGUUUGAAGGUGCCAGCUUUAACAAGACUCUCCGUGUUCACCUCACAUUUCUCCGGUCACACAUUCACUGGUCAUAAAUACACGUCCUAAUCAUGGACUCAACUUUGUAUAAACUUGGAUUUCCCAUUCUAUGAAUUGCUUCCUUUUGACACCUUGUCAACACUGGUAAUAUCAUCGGAUAAUCACAUCAGACUUCAGCAGUGUCCUUGUUGACUGAUAUGGAGUCUCAAUGCUACUGUUCCUGUUUCAUGUUCUCCAUGUCCACGCUGCUUAUUCAUUUGUGAUGCUGAAGGUAUAACGCAUAAUCAAACUACAGUUCCAGGUUUCAUAGACAGCUCUUUGGAGCACUUUGUGAACAAUAAACACAUGUGCCUGAAGUAUCAUCUCAUCAUGUUUGUGUCCAUGAUGCUCUCGCCCUGUGGUGUACAAGGUCCGUAUUUUUGUUGUCUUCAAACAUUACAACACUUUUUGAAAUACUCCGAAGUGACCAGUCUGCGCCUACACCAGAUGAAUAAAUAGUCUGCUUCCAUUAAAGAACAAUAAUAAUGAUUAAAAAAAAACACUGAAGUAGCAGAAUCGCUUGUUGAAAGAAAUGUGGGUUACCAGAAUGAGAAUGUUUGACUGCAAUAUGCUUGACACAGUUAAAACUAAUAAUAAA
Molecule: messenger RNA, 2591 nt
Organism: Synchiropus splendidus (mandarinfish)
Lineage: Eukaryota; Metazoa; Chordata; Actinopteri; Syngnathiformes; Callionymidae
Product: zinc finger protein 501-like
Exons: 3
Coding region: 118-1569 (483 amino acids)
Biological process (GO): regulation of transcription by RNA polymerase II
Molecular function (GO): RNA polymerase II cis-regulatory region sequence-specific DNA binding; DNA-binding transcription factor activity
Source: RefSeq, a predicted model, not a curated record